Molecule: messenger RNA, 1244 nt
Organism: Pyricularia oryzae 70-15
Lineage: Eukaryota; Fungi; Ascomycota; Sordariomycetes; Magnaporthales; Pyriculariaceae
Product: retinol dehydrogenase 11
Exons: 4
Coding region: 157-1125 (322 amino acids)
Source: RefSeq, a predicted model, not a curated record
CAAAAGCCCGUGUAUCCAUUAUAAAGACUCCCCGAUUUUGAAUACGGUUUUGCAGUUUGCUCAUGUAAUUCCGCGCAAACACAAGCACGAAAACCCCACUUUUAAACCUUCUCAUCUUGUUGGUUUUGUCCUUGUUAAACUAGCUCCAUCACAAAAAUGAGCACUUCCGGUAAAAAAGCCACAGCAACCGCCCUGGCGCAAAAAUACGCGCCACAGAUCGCGAACAAGACCGUCUUGGUAACCGGCGUCUCACCGAAUUCCCUGGGCGCCACCUUUGUGACCGCCAUCGCCGUCGCGUCCCCGGCCCUGCUUAUUCUUGCUGGCCGCAACGCCGCCAAGGUCGAGGAGACGACAAAGGCUAUCCAGGCCGCCGCCCCGCACGUACCGGUCCGCUUUUUAAACCUGGACCUGGCCGACCGCGAGUCGGUGCGCAAGGCCGCCGGGGAGGUGCUGUCGUGGCAAGAUGUGCCGGGCAUCGACGUCUUGGUGAACAACGCCUGCCUUAUAGGCUCCGAAUAUAAACUUAUCGACGGGUUCGAGGCGCAUUUUGUCGUCAAUUACCUCCACCCCUUUUUGUUUACCAAUCUGCUACUCCCCAAAGUGAUUGCGGUCAAGGGGCGGGUGGUUAAUGUGGCGAGCGACUGCCACCGGUGGCACCACAUCCGCUUUUCGGAUCUCAAUUUUGAUAACGGUAAAAUCUACAACAUGUGGCAAGCCUACGGCCAGUCCAAAACGGCAAACAUGCUCUUCUCGCUGGCGCUGGCUCGCAGGCUGGGCGGCCGUGGCAUCGUGACCAACAGCGUGCACCCAGGCAUUAUACAGACCAAUGCAGCGUCACAUUUGGAUCCUGCCGAGAUAUUACGACUCAUUGAGGAAGUUGAGCGACAAUGCGGCCUCGCGAACCAAGCCUUUCUUUCAUAUAAAACGGUGGACGAGGGGACGGCCACGCACGUCUAUGCCGCGUUCGAGCCCGGGUUGAAAGACCACAACGGCGCCUACUUGCUCGACAGCCACGUCGCCGAUCCCGUGGAGGACCCGGUUGCGCCUUGGGGGACGAGCGAGGCUGACGCGGAGAAGCUGUGGCGGCUGAGUGAGAAGCUACUAGGAGAGAAGUUUGAGUGGUGAUGUUGUGGUUUGGUUCAAGCACGCCAAGCAAAUAGAGGCAAGCUGCAGAGACGUGAGCAAACAAUUGUUUCCCCAAGAAAUUAUAAAUUAUAACCUCUGAAUAGAUAUGAACUUCAUGC